CUCGGAUUUAUAAUUUACAAUACUAAUCCAAUUGAAGCCGUAAACUCGAAUGCGCCGGUAUAAAAGCCAGCUCGGACACUGACUCACUUCAGUUCUUCUCCGGCGUUGAACGCAGACGACUGAUAAGAAUCGACCAACGUGCUUUCCAAACAUGUCCUGGGGAUACACCAAAGAAAAUGGUCCUGAUACUUGGCAUAAGGAAUUCCCGAUCGCAAAUGGCAAGAGACAGUCGCCAAUUGAUAUCAAUACGGCUCAAGUGCAAUACGACUCGUCGCUAGGCAAUCUCAAGCUGCAUUAUGAUCCCAAAUCUGUCAAGAACGUUUCUAAUAAUGGUCAUACGUUCACUGUAGCCUUCAAUCAGUCGGAUCUCAAUGAUUUAAGUGGUGGCCCAUUGAAAGAUAAAUAUGAGCUGGCGCAGUUCCAUUGUCAUUGGGGCAGCAGGGACGAUGUUGGAUCUGAACAUACGGUCAAUGGAUCUUACUAUGCCUCUGAACUUCACCUUGUUCACUGGAAUACGACCAAGUUCAAGUCGGUUGGCGAUGCUAUUAAAUCAGACAGUGGUAUUGCAGUUCUUGGUACUUUUAUCAAGGUCGGAAAAGAGCACCCCUAUUGGGCUAAAAUACUUCCGUAUCUUUCCAAAGUUGCUCACAAGAAUCAGUCAGCUGAUAUUCAUCUUGAUGGUGGGUUCGAUGUCUCCAAGAUUUUACCAAAUAAUACUAACGAUUACUACACAUACGAGGGCUCACUAACAACUCCCCCACUUUACGAGAGUGUUUCCUGGAUCGUCUUCAAGGAACCUAUUGAGAUUUCAGAGGCGCAGAUGGCGCAAUUCCGAGCUCUUAUGACCUCAGAAGAAGGAUCUUCUGGCCCAGAUUGCUGCAUGGUAAACAACUACCGUCCAACCAUGCCGCUGAACGGCCGUGUUGUAAAAUCGAGUUUCCAAUAAUUACGCGGUACAGCAGCUGACGUAUAUCCGUAUUGCUAGUGGCAGUGCAACGAGCCACGGUGGUUUGAUAAUGAAUAAUAAUAGGCCUAAUAAUAAUAAUGACAAUAAUAAUAAUAAUAAUGAUACUAAUAUAUUUGACCUUUAAAUAAGUAACCACACACAACAUAACACGCUUCAUAGGCCUACAGAUAAAACUACUUAACUGAACAACUAAACAUUAACUUAAACACACGAAGAAGACAUAAACUUAAAAACAAUAAUGCAAUCAUUAACUUGAUAUUUAAACAAAACUCAUGCUAAUUUAACAGAAUUUUCAAAGGCUGAUAUAUAUAAAUAAUUGAGUAUUGAUCUCUCUAAAUUGAAUAUUGUGUAAACAGUAAGGCUAAGCCUACUUCCAAAUGUUAUCGUGGUAUUAUAAAGAACGUAUUUUUAGACCUAACACUAUGCCAUCCUAUACCAAAGUCUAUGUUAACGAUUGUUAAUUGCAGAAUAUGUGAUACUCUCGUUUCGUUCGUUCUUUAAUUUAUUUAGUACUUAACCGUGGAGAUAACAGAGUAGGUAAACUUAAUGUUAAUUGAUCGACGACCAAAUACGUAGUAGUGCGCCAUCUCGCGAUACUACAAUUAUUCGUAGGGUCAAUGGUAGAAUGUACCUAUUAGCAAAGAUACUAGAAAUACAAGAUAGAGCACUCGCAUAGCAAAAAUGAGGCGGAAAUUGGUCCAGACGUACGUGGCGCCCUUCUCUUUUUACAAUGCAAGUUUUCUAUACUUGGUCCAGACCCACAGGGCGCCCUUCUAUUGCUAGGUUUAACCAGAUGCACGCGGCGCCUUCUUUUUCCACUGAUGGAGGAAAACUUUAUUACUAACAUAGAGCUAUUCUUAUUAUAUCUCUAUGAUUACUAAUCAGAGUCCGGUCAUACGAAUCUGCGUUUUUGUGUCUGUCAUUUUAUUGUUUUGAAUUAUUUAUACUACUUGUUUGUAUCUUAUUGAAAUGGCAACGAUUUCAACCUCCGCAAAAGGAGGUUAUAUGUAUUCACAGAUGUAACGGUGGCAGAUUUUUUUAUAGAUCCAGCCCGUACGCGGCGCCCCAUUGUUUGUAUUCCCACCAUGCAUUUCGGUGGAACAGUUUUUUCUAUGGAGAACACUAUCUUGUGUUUCUAGUAUCUUUGCUGUUAGCGAUUGAUAUUCCUAUGUUGAUUUUUUCAUUGUUAAAGUUGUAAAAUCUUAAUUUAAUUUAAAUUAUCAAACAUAGAAUAAUACCAAUAAGGAAAGAAAGAGUAUAUAUUAAAAGAUAUAUUGUAUUUACAUAGAAGAUAUAUAAGAUUAUAUAAACACUUAUAAAUUAUGCUUCAAUGUUUCAGAUGCAAUAAUAAAUCGAACUCGAGGAUAACUA
Anneissia japonica is the source of this 2338-nucleotide messenger RNA. Its product is annotated as carbonic anhydrase-like. Lineage: Eukaryota; Metazoa; Echinodermata; Crinoidea; Comatulida; Comatulidae. Gene Ontology annotation, cellular component: cytoplasm. Gene Ontology annotation, molecular function: zinc ion binding; carbonate dehydratase activity. The transcript has 8 exons. Bases 152 to 946 code for a protein of 264 amino acids. The record is from RefSeq and is a predicted model, not a curated record.